Molecule: messenger RNA, 783 nt
Organism: Peronospora matthiolae
Lineage: Eukaryota; Oomycota; Peronosporomycetes; Peronosporales; Peronosporaceae
Source: the annotation of a GenBank genome assembly
AUGGGCAACGCAUACACGAUUGAACUGCCUCGUAGGAUGCGUACGCAUCCUACGUUUUACGUUGGACGUCUCCACCCGUACUUUCAGUACGAGCCCGUUUCGAGAUGCGAAGAACACCUCCGCGGUCAAGAGCCAAGACCACCUUCGAGUGGUCCCGUUUCAACAAGCCAGUCUGGUCGACUAGCGAAGCGACCUUCUUACGCAGUUGAGCAAUGUCUCGACGAGCUGCGGCCAGCUCGUCGCGAAGAGAACGAGUUGAACGUUCGCUCUCAAGUUGUGCGGACGCAAACGCGGCACGAUCGUCCGAACGAUCGUGCGCGAAUGACUUGUAAUUCUACUUUACAAGGUCAUGGAGCUCAUAACGCCGAGUCCGUUCAUGAACCAGAUCAUCUUGUAACUGUUCCGUUACACGGUUCAGCUCCUGAACAUCAAGCUGAUCCGACCAUCGAGCCGGAUCAGGUGUUCCCGCCACCACCACAUCCUUCGGUAGACUCUGGAGGUGGUCAGCGCUUUCUGGUGGAGCUUACUAUGCACCACCGCGACGUCAAUGGCGUCCGGACGAGUUACCUCGUCCGCUGGUGUGGCUAUUCACCUGCAUGGGACAGCUGGGAGACUCGUGCUCAGCUGAUUGUUGAUCUCCUGGGUCUCAUCGAGCAUUAUGACGAGACCCACCCGCUGCGUUCGAAGAAGGUCCGUCGGAAAACGACCUCCCCGAACGUGAGUACAGGGAUGCAAAGUGUCAAUCCCUUCGGCCAUCUCAGAAGAGAUGCGCGCCCUCCUUAG